Molecule: messenger RNA, 1491 nt
Organism: Drosophila nasuta
Lineage: Eukaryota; Metazoa; Arthropoda; Insecta; Diptera; Drosophilidae
Product: required for meiotic nuclear division protein 1 homolog
Exons: 1
Coding region: 146-1444 (432 amino acids)
Biological process (GO): positive regulation of mitochondrial translation
Source: RefSeq, a predicted model, not a curated record
UCAAUUCCAAGUAGCCGGCUCAUGUCUUGCAAGUCGAUAAACAAUUCGUUAUCGAAUUCAGAGUUAUGGCAAUUAGGUAGUGCUUUUGUAUUUAAUUUUAAUUAUUGUGCAAAACAAAACGUAUAAGUAAAUAAAGAAACUCAUAAUGAUGCUGGCGACACGUCUAACGCUCUGCAACAGUCUACGCACUCUGCGAACACACACACAACUACAACGCAACUCGAACUGGACAACAACAGCAACAACAAUUGGUAGCAGGCAUAUAAACAAACGGUUCUUCGCCUCGAGUAUAAUCAAGGAGACAACCGAAUCACCUGCAGCAACUGGCCCCACUGAGUCUGUAGUCAAAGCGCCGCUUAAAGGACGCGUGAAGACGCUGCCACAGGUGGACGAACCGUUGGAGACGGCACUAUCGCCAAGUCGCACACGAGCGUUGCGCAAGAAGCGUUUGGCCAUCGAUGAGUUGUCAGCACUGGGAUUUCUCAAGACACGCGGAUAUACGACGGCCGAUGAAUACAAUCUGGAGGAGUUGCAUGCGGCACUGCGCCAACAGAAUCUAUACGAAACGAAACGUUUCUUCUCCACCGACAAUUUGGGCGUCGAACAGAAUGUUCUGUUCGUCACAGCGAAAUAUCCGACAGGCGAACAGCCACGUGAAAUAUUCUUUUUCCGUGAAGGAUCUGUGGUGUUUUGGAAUUGCACCGACAUCGAAACGAAUAAUGUGCUCAAUUUUCUACGCAGCUUCGAACGAGAAUCGUAUGUGAGUGCUUUGGUCCAUGGAGAAAGUGAAAUGAUGCCAUACACGUACAUAGCAUCGACAGCUGUCGAUGUCGAAGGUGAUCCGGUAGUGGAUUCGUCCGGCGAUUUGGAUGUGGCAUCGCGCGCCUUCUUUCAGAAUGGCAAAUUCUAUGUGACGCCGGACAGCGAUAAUUUCCUCUACAAAUACACAUUCUCCAAUGCGAUCGCCCAGUCGAUUAAGCUGGGUCUGUGGGAAGCCACAUUGGAUCGCUAUAUCGAUUCUAUGGAGUAUCUUACCGAAGAUCUGAAGCGUGGACGACGUUUGCGCAUCUCACGUGCCGCCAUGUUGCGCAAAACGGGUGAAUUGUUUGCCUUGCGGCAUUCCAUUAACUUGUCAUCGGAUCUUUUGGAUGCACCCGAUUUCUAUUGGGAUCGCGAGGAGCUGGAGGGAUUGUAUUUGCAGGUGUGCUCAUAUUUUAGCAUUUCGCGUCGCACCAAGGUGAUGAACGAGAAGAUCAAUCAUUGUGUGGAGCUGGCAGAGUUGGUGUCACAUAAUUUGAACGAUGCCCAUCACAUACGCCUGGAGUGGAUGAUCAUUAUACUGAUUAUGGUCGAGGUGGGAUUCGAGAUAUUACAUUUUGUCGAUGGUGCAUUUCAUCAGAACGAAGCGGUGACUGCUUAUCCCAUUUCCCAAGCUAGCGCUUAGCUAGUAUGUUUUUGUAUUUGCAGUGUAUAAGUUUGUUAUAUGAAUAC